ACCUCCCCUGCCCCACUACCUUCAUCUCUACUUUAUCUACAGUAUGUACUCUAGUUUCUGCUCUUCUAGGCACCUACACAGCAAUACCACACAGAGGGAUGUGGUCAAAGCUCUCACUGCUAACUUGAUGCUGUUGUUGGAACCGUCACUUCUCAGGUCACAUGUGCAUGUUAACUGCUCUUAAGAGGUGUUGUCUUAUCGCGUCAGGGGUUGGCAGCCCUGCACAUAGUGUUGUGAAGUGAUCAGCCGUGAGCUUCGUCGAAAAUAAGUCAGAUUCUGACUUGCUAGUCUUACUGAUACGAUGUGACUAUUCAGAACUAUACUCAGGACUCCAGCCAACGCCCACCACUGCCUGAUCUCCUGUAGAGCUGCCCUCCACUGCUGCCUCGAAAGCCGAUUCCUGCUGCAGGUGUUUCUCACUGCCCCUAGAAGUAUCACUGUUUCUUCCUUCGAAUAGACUCACAAUGGUGACGGCGCUCAUCGCAGGUCUGACUAAGGGACUCCCGGACAACGUCUUCCCUCAAUACAGCCCCAUAUCUUCCCCCGUCCCCAAAAUUCGACUACGUUGAUUCCCCACAACAAAAACGCUUCUUUAUGGAAUUUUCCAACAUAAGUGAGGCGCUGGGUCGCGUUGUCAUCAAGGCACAAGAGGGAGCGGGACAGGCUGCAGUGGAGUUCGAAAGUCUGGUGACGGGACAAGAAGGGUUUGGAUACAAGGGUUCCCGCGUGUAUGCCUGCUGCAAGGACGAGUGGUGCCUGCUGGGGGACCUGCUGUACCAAGAACCACAAGUGCAAAAGCCCCAGAAUAUUGAGUGGGACCCACGCAUGCCUGAGGGCCACAAGGAAGAGGAAGACGAAGAAGGCAGUGAAGGUCCUGUGCACCGCCAACUGUACCGUGGAAGCCGGAGAGUGGUUAGGGAACAGCAGGAGGUCAACAAGCAGCAGAACAUGCGGGGAACAGUGGUGGCGGUGACCACUGAUUACGAUAUGGAGACCAGUACCUGGGCAGUCGGUCCCCAGCUGAAGAUCUGCCUCAGCGACAGAGGGCUCAGGUCUGGCCGCGUGGUGGGAAUCGUGACGGAGGGGAUGGAGGUAGCUCAGCAGCUGUCUCGUAUGGGCGGGAGGAGCUAUGAGCCUAAGGACAGGAUCACCAUUAGUGACUGUGGCGUCCUGUGACUUUACCAGGAUCCCUCACUGUGACCUACACUCAUCGAUCCCACUGCUGCCCUCAUUCAUGUACACCUUGAGUGCUUACACCUAACACUCCUGGUACCCCUCCACCAUGGCUCUCAUUAACUGCACAUGUGUGUGUGUGUGUGUGUGUGUGUGUGUGUGUGUGUGUGUGUGUGUGUGUGUGUGUGUGUGUGUGUGUGUGUGUGUGUGUGUGUGUGUGUGUGUGUGUGUGUGUGUGUGUGUGUACGUCACUCACGUAGCAUAAUAGAAUUUUUAUAGCAUAAUAAUGUACCAACAUAUCAUUAUUCAGGAGCCAUUUGUCCAAACAGUAAAGCAUAAAAAUAUACAUUCCCGCUUUCCUGCUGAAAAUAAAGCACAGGCACGGAACUAUU
Molecule: messenger RNA, 1565 nt
Organism: Portunus trituberculatus (swimming crab)
Lineage: Eukaryota; Metazoa; Arthropoda; Malacostraca; Decapoda; Portunidae
Exons: 5
Coding region: 595-1176 (193 amino acids)
Biological process (GO): protein peptidyl-prolyl isomerization
Molecular function (GO): peptidyl-prolyl cis-trans isomerase activity
Source: RefSeq, a predicted model, not a curated record